Geosmithia morbida is the source of this 510-nucleotide messenger RNA. RefSeq lists its product as uncharacterized. The transcript is spliced from 3 exons. The record is from RefSeq and is a predicted model, not a curated record. Bases 1 to 510 code for a protein of 169 amino acids. NCBI's taxonomy places the organism in Eukaryota, Fungi, Ascomycota, Sordariomycetes, Hypocreales, Bionectriaceae.
AUGGCCUGCUUGACUUGGAUGCUCGUCUCCUCGAGCCUGGCACGGAUUGGUCAAAAGACACAGAUGGCCGAUAUCUCCUAUAGCUCUGGCGACUGUGGCCAGGCUUCACUCCUGAGGCCUCAAACCUUGAAGGAUGUGGAAGACCCAGCAACCCUCAGUCACCUGACGGACAUCCAGUAUGCCCACGAGGCUGAGGGCGCACCUUAUGACACUUGGCCGUCCCGAUCCAUCGCUGCCGCUAGCCCUAACAGCCAGGAAGCACUGUCUUUACACACCGAUAGGCUGCAUGACGCCCUUAACUUCACGAAUGUCAACGAUGGCGACUCUGAACAGGUGACUGAUGCUAUAACACGUACCUACGAGACUCAUGCCCCGAAAAUGGGUUCUGACCUUCAAGCCGCUGGCAAGAUGUGCCCCGUUGUGGAUAUUCACCACUGUUCCCAGCCCUCGGACGAGGCCCAAGGGAAUACAACAAGGUUGACGACUAUCAGAGGGAACCAACGUCAGUAG